Molecule: messenger RNA, 1466 nt
Organism: Rattus norvegicus (Norway rat)
Lineage: Eukaryota; Metazoa; Chordata; Mammalia; Rodentia; Muridae
Gene: Sumf2
Product: sulfatase modifying factor 2
Exons: 9
Coding region: 13-936 (307 amino acids)
Cellular component (GO): endoplasmic reticulum lumen
Molecular function (GO): identical protein binding
Source: RefSeq, marked provisional
CGGAAAAGACGCAUGCGUCCUGAGUUCUGGCUCCUCAGCAUGGGUUCCCUGUUCCCUGUCCUGCUGCUGUGGCUCCUGUCCUGCCCCAGGCUUCAGCUAGGACAUGCCCAGGAUCCUGCCAUGGUGCACCUGCCAGGUGGUCGGUUUCUGAUGGGGACCAAUGCUCCAGACGGCAGAGAUGGUGAAGGGCCUGCCCGGGAAGUGACAGUAAAACCCUUUGCCAUUGACGUAUUUCCCAUCACCAAUAAAGACUUCAGGGAGUUUGUCAGGGAGAAGAAGUACCAGACCGAGGCUGAGGCAUUCGGGUGGAGCUUCGUCUUUGAGGAUUUUGUCUCCCCUGAGCUCAGGAAGCAAGCAAAUGAGAUGCCGGCUGUUCUCUGGUGGCUACCAGUGCAAAAGGCAUUUUGGAGGCAGCCUGCAGGUCCCGGCUCUGGCAUCCGAGAGAAACUGGAGCUUCCGGUGGUACACGUGAGCUGGAAUGACGCUGGUGCUUACUGCGCAUGGCGGGGGAAACGCUUGCCCACAGAAGAGGAGUGGGAGUUUGCAGCGCGAGGAGGCUUGAAGGGUCAGGUUUACCCGUGGGGGAACCAGUUCCAGCUAAACCGCACCAACUUGUGGCAGGGAAAGUUCCCCAAGGGUGACAGAGCUGAAGAUGGUUUUCAUGGACUGUCACCAGUGAACGCUUUCCCCCCACAGAACAACUACGGGUUAUAUGACCUCAUGGGCAAUGUGUGGGAAUGGACAGCGUCCACAUACCAAGCUGCUGGCCAGGACAUGCGUGUCCUCCGGGGGGCAUCAUGGAUCGACACCGCAGACGGCUCUGCUAAUCACCGGGCUCGGGUCACCACCAGGAUGGGCAAUACUCCGGAUUCAGCCUCAGACAACCUGGGCUUCCGCUGCGCUUCCAGUGAAGGCAGGCUGAAGGAGGAUCUGUGAGCGGCCAGACAGAGACGGAGAAAGCACCCCCUCAGUACUGUCUCUCCCUGACCAGAUUCCAGAGGCAGCUGGACACCAAGCUCAUCCGUCUGAGGGAUGGCCUUUUGAGCCCCUCCCCUUUGACAGACAACCUCCUAAGGACAGAAGAACACUCAGACCCCAAGAAGGGACUGCCAUCGCCUGGAAGAUGACCAAGGCUGGGCGCUGGGUUGUCUCUUAAGUGCAGUAUUAAGGACAAAGGAACCAAACGCUCUGGUAUCUGGAGCAGUUCUCCAAAAGACAGCAUUUUAAAGUCUUGCCCUUUUUGCUUUCUCCCGAGAAAUUUUAUAGAAGGAAAAUGCUUCCUUUGUGAGAUGGCACCAAAGCCUGCCUUGCUGCUGGAACCUAGCCUCGAUGUCCUUUGAAAUGGGAUACUCGUGUGGCUACUGGUCUCGAACUCUCCGUCCUCCUACCUCAGCUUCCUGAGUGCUGGGAUUAUAUACAAUACCCACUGUUAAAAGGCUCCAGUAGAGCAAACGAUUUACAAGGUG